This is a messenger RNA of Bradysia coprophila, 1211 nucleotides long. Its product is annotated as 27 kDa glycoprotein-like. Lineage: Eukaryota; Metazoa; Arthropoda; Insecta; Diptera; Sciaridae. The record is from RefSeq and is a predicted model, not a curated record.
AGUAAUUAAAGCAUUCGCAAAUCACUCAAACGGCUUAAUGACUAUUUCGUUAUUAGAAGUCGAGUUGAACAGUUCAGUUUAAUAGCAUCAAAUAAAACUUUGAUAUAAAGAAAUAGAACGUCUCAAAAUGAGCAACAACAUUGUGUUGAGUUUCGUGGUCUUGCUGGCUAUUUCGUUUGUUCAUUCCUUUCCAAAGUUGGAAGGAAGCGAUGAAAAUGCACAGAUAGCCAAGUUGAUGUCCGUAAUGAAGAACCUGAAUGUAACUUCGCUCAAAGCCUUAUCAAAAUUGAAGGAUAAGUCCGGUGAAAGUGGUGAAAGCGAUGAAUCGGUGGAAGGUUAUAUAGACAUGUUUUUCGACUUAGUUUUCGAAGAAGACGACAGCAGUGAGGAGAAUACGGACUUGGCAUUCGGUCCCGAUUUCGAUCCAAGUCAAUUUUUUGCACUUCUAAGCAAUGAUGUCGAAAGAUCAUUCCAACGAAAGUGUAAGAAAAUAUCUGGAAGUGAUGAGACGUUCGGCAAAAUUAAAGCAGCUAGCAAAGAUUUGGGACAAUGUCUGAAGAGCUAUGUGAAAUCAGAAGAAAUGCGAGCAGCAUAUUCAAACUUGAAGAGCGAAGAAGACUUCCAUACACUCAUCAAAACAUUGUGCCGUACGCGCCAUGUUGCAUUCAAAUGUGUCGACAAUUCCAUGGAAGUAAAUGCACAGUGCUCGUUCCCAAGUGAAAUUGAAUUCGAUAACUCAAUUCGCCGGAUUGUUUACGGUCUGUUAGAUGUAACUUGUGCAAACGAUGGAAAUGACUUCAUAUCAUUGAUCACCGGACAGGGGCGCCAGUGCCUCCAGGAAAACCUAAACGAACUCAAGACGUGCCAAUACAAAGAGAUACAUGCUAUUCUGAAAGGAUUGAUUGUUAAACUAAUUGAGUACGAGAGAUUCGAAUGGAAAAUGGACGCAGAUGACUGCAAAUCCCUCGGCGAGAUACAGAGUUGCUUCGAAUCGGCUGUUGAAAAUUGCGUUGAAGCUAAUCCGAAAAAUUACGUUACUUCGUUCUAUCAAGUCCUUUAUAACGAAACGGAAUGUGCUCAAAUUACACCUAUUCAAGCCGGGCUUUUGAAUUGAAUUUUGAAUGAAUUCACGAUCAAAUAAUAUUUCGAUUCGUUGAUGUCAUUUUGUAUGAUUUUUACGAUGAUAAAUACAGAGAAUUGAAGAACAAUAA